UCUCUCUUUUUUCACUCUCCUAGCGCGAUCGCCCUCUCAUCCAUCUCCGCAUCAGCUAUGGUUUCCCCUACCAAACUCAAAUCCAUGGACUUCUACAGGAAAAUUCCGAGGGAUUUGACAGAGGCAUCUCUGUCAGGUGCUGGCUUAUCCAUUGGAGCUGCUCUCAUUAUGAUGCUUUUGUUCGGAAUGGAGCUGAGUAGUUAUUUGGCAGUCAACACUACCACAAGUGUCGUCGUUGACAAGAGCGCUGAUGGUGACUUCUUACGCAUUCAUUUCAACAUCAGUUUCCCUGCCCUGUCAUGUGAAUUUGCAUCAGUUGAUGUGAGUGACGUGUUGGGAACAAAUAGGUUGAAUAUAACUAAGACAAUUCGCAAGUUUCCAAUUGAUCCACAUUUAAAGACCACUGGUCCAGAGUUCCACUCUGGCCAUGCAUCACAUCAGAUCAACCACGGAGAAGAAACUAAGGAAGAGAUUCCUGAUGGUGCCGUACCACUUGUCAGUGGUAGUUUUGAUUCAUUUUCAAAACACUUUCCGUUAUUGAUUGUUAACUUUAAUGCACCAUGGUGCUACUGGAGUAACCGUCUGAAACCGUCUUGGGAGAAAGCAGCUUCUAUUAUAUACCACAAAUAUAAUCCUGAAACUGAUGGGCGUGUUCUUCUCGGAAAUGUUGAUUGCACAGAAGAAGCUGAGCUGUGUAAGAGGAAUCAUAUACAAGGCUAUCCGUCUAUUCGGAUUUUCCGCAAAGGCAGUGACCUCAAAGAGGACCAUGGACACCACGACCAUGAAGCUUACUAUGGAGACCGAGACACAGAUAGUAUAGUUAAGAUGGUGGAUAAACUGGUAGAACCUAUCCACCCCGAGACUCACAAGCUAGAUUUGGAUGGUAUAUCCAAUGAGACAUUAAAACAUCUUAUAAAGGCACCAGUUACAGGUGGUUGUAGAAUUGAAGGUUAUGUGCGUGUGAAGAAGGUUCCAGGAAACCUUAUGGUCUCAGCUCAUUCAGGAGCUCAUUCGUUCGAUUCUUCUAAAAUGAACAUGUCGCAUGUUGUUAACCAUCUUUCAUUCGGGAGGUCGUUUUCUCCAAGGUUGUUGACCGAUAUGAAGCGGUUGUUGCCAUAUAUUGGCCAAAGCCAUGACAAGCUUGAUGAAAAAGCAUUCAUAAAUCAACACGAGUUUGGUGCCAAUGUUACUAUCGAACACUACCUUCAAGUAGUCAAAACAGAGGUCAUUACAAGAAGAAACGGUCAAGAACAUUCAUUGGUUGAGGAAUAUGAAUACACCGCUCACAGCAGCAUAGCUCAGACUUACUACUUACCCGUUGCAAAGUUCCACUUUGAGCUCUCUCCCAUGCAGAUUAUGAUAACUGAAAACCCAAAGUCUUUCUCACACUUCAUCACAAACCUUUGCGCCAUUAUUGGUGGUGUUUUCACGGUUGCGGGUAUACUAGAUUCCAUUUUCCACAAUACAAUAAGACUGGUUAAAAAGGUUGAGCUGGGGAAAAACUUUUGAUUGGUGACUGGAGGUUAGAGUUUACUAUUAUUCUAUAACAACACCAUACAAGAACCUCAGACUGUUUAUUUGGAACAGCUGUUCCUACAGAGAAAAACUCAGAUAAGAGAAAGAAAUUUUGUUUUGACAGUAUCUUAGUUGCUUUAUGUUUGUUUUGGAAAUAAUACAGACAAGUGGAACGUUUAUUUAUUUACAUGAGAAACAAAUUUGUAUAAAUCAAGUUACAAACACCAAUAGACACAAACUCAAGCGAUGACAGAAGGCAAAAGAGAAACUUGUUAGUGUAGGAAUAGAGUGGAAGCAAAGGCAGCUCCGAGAAGAGCAGCGAGGAAGGAAGAAGAUGGAGAAGCUGCAUUGUUGUUUGGAGUUUCUUGAGAUGGAGUAGGUGCUGGGCUCUCAAAGGGUCCUGUCAUUGGCGGUGGAGAAGGAGGGGACUCUGCAGAGGGAGCCAGCUCUGGAGAAGGUGCUAAUGAUGAGGGAGCCGGAGCUGGAGAAGGCGGUGAUGAUGUUGUGCUGUUGUUGUUACCGUUUCUGUCAGCCAUGACGAUGACCACUAGCUUCUCGUUUUUGUUGCAGUUGUCUUUGUUUCCGCUGAUGAAAUAGUAUGGUCCAGAGUGGGUUAGCGCGAAAGAAGUUUUGCCAUCUGAGAAUUUAGC
Molecule: messenger RNA, 2165 nt
Organism: Eruca vesicaria subsp. sativa (arugula)
Lineage: Eukaryota; Viridiplantae; Streptophyta; Magnoliopsida; Brassicales; Brassicaceae
Source: the annotation of a GenBank genome assembly